CCAUUGGGUAACCAUUGGGUGACCAUCGUGGACACCAGUAGGAGGCUGUGUCUAUUACCAUUCUGAGGAAAUCAUAACACACACCAUUCCUUUGGAAACUAUCUCGUACAUUGGUAAGAGGCUGUGUCUGUUACUGUUCUGAGGAAAUCAUAACACACAACUUUCAGUGGAUAUUCCAUCAAUACAUUAACGGUCAGAGCUCUGCCCUCUCUGUAACCAUUUUGAGAAAACCAUCACACACACCUUCCUUGGGUAACCAUAUCCCAUACAUUGGUAGGAGGCUGAGUGACUGUACGGAAGGUGUAGAGAAUGGAUAAUACCUAGGAUCUCGUUACAGUUGGCAGUGUGAUCUAAAAUCUAUAAUGGGCUGCAAUCUUGGAAGUGAGGCUCAAAAACCUAAUUUGGAACCAGGUCAUCGUAAUGAACCAAAUGAGAAGACAAAACCAAGUUCUAAUGAUGACCAGAAAGAGAAGACAAUUAACCGAGACGUCAUUCCUGUGUUCCUCCGAGAGGAGUCUACACACGUGGAAAAGACGCAAUUCCUUCACACACACAACCUUCAGUCUCUGUGUGCGACAGACGAUGGUGUGUGGAUCGCCUCCUCGGAUAGUACAGAGUUAGUGGAGAUGGACAACGACGGGGAGAAGGGGCGUUGUGUCGAGAUGGUCAGUGGCAUCGACGGCAUCAGUAUGAGUCCCCUAAGUGGCCGUUUAUGGAUAUGUUGUGAUGAUUCUACAAUCCGAGAAAUGACUCUGCCUGAAACGGCCAAUUCCCCGCCGGAUACAGCACAGGUACGAUUUGAGACCGGGUGUAUGUGUAUUGGUGUGACUUACAAUGAGUAUAUUAUUGUUGGUACCUAUAUGGAUGUAACCAUUUAUUCACAAGACGGAGAAGUUAUUUUAUCUUCGCAGAACAUACCCGGAUCUCACAUUAUUAAACCAUAUAAAAUCGCAGCGUGUAAAAAGACACGUCGGAUAGCCGUGGCGGAUUGGGACGACGGCGUAUGUGGAGGAGAUGACGUCCCAAAUGUGGCGGUCUUUAACGACCGCUUAGAGUUUCUACACAGAUACUAUGGGGAGACCAAACUACUGAAAAAACGGAAGAGUGGCCCGACCCAGUUUCUACCUUAUGACAUUUGCUAUGACCCCCAGGGUCUACUACUAGUAGUAGAUUACAAGAUCCGCUGUAUCAAUGUGAUUGACUCAGGAGGUCGCUUCCUGCGCCUGUUGUUGGCCCUGCCCUCUAGUGCAGUGUGGCCCAUCUGUCUAAGUCUCCACAACAGUCGCCUCUGGGUUGGCUGUUCUGAUAAAUCUCUCAAGGUAUACAAUUAUGAGGAUCUUGCUGAAAACUAAAAUGUUUUUUACUUGUGUAACAAUUGUACUUGCCAUUUGAAUGUAUUACAAAUGUAGGGUUUAUACAUAUAUAUUUGGGGGCAUUAUUUUCAUUGUACAUUAUUCUAGUCAUGAGAAAUAUUGUGAAAUAUCAAUACACAGAUGUUUUGUCCUGAUACAGAGUUAGUUAGAGAUGUGGUAGAAACAUGAAACCCUUGAAAUGCUAUCUAGUUUCAAGAAAUUCGUUCAAACAAAAAGAUUCAGAGAAGAUAGUAAAGUUAUUUAUACCAUACAUUUAAAACCCCAAUAUAGCAAAAUAUGACUCCUAACUCUAACUAUGUAUGAUUAACCAAAUAGCCCCCCUAACUCAACCUCUCACGAGUCAAUUAAUACCCCCACCUAACUCAACCUCUGAUGAAUCAAUUAAUACCCCCUCCAAACUCAACCUCUGACGAGUCAAUUAAUACCCCUCCUAACUCAACCUCUGAUGAGUCAAUUAAUACCCCUCCUAACUCAACCUCUGACGAGUCAAUUAAUACCCCUCCUAACUCAACCUCUGAUGAGACAAUUAAUACCCCCUCCUAACUCAACCUCUGAUGAGUCAAUUAAUACCCCCUUCUAACUCAACCUCUGAUGAGUCAAUUAAUACCCCCUCCUAACUCAACCUCUGAUGAGUCAAUUAAUACCCCCUCCUAACUCAACCUCUGAUGAGUCAAUUAAUACCCCCUCCUAACUCAACCUCUGACGAGUCAAUUAAUACCCCCUUCUAACUCAACCUCUGAUGAGUCAAUUAAUACCCCCUCCUAACUCAACCUCUGACGAGUCAAUUAAUACCCCCUCCUAACUCAACCUCUGACGAGUCAAUUUAUACCCCUCCUAACUCAACCUCUGAUGAGUCAAUUAAUACCCCUCCUAACUCAACCUCUGACUCAAUUAAUACCCCCUCCUAACUCAACCUCUGAUGAGUCAAUUAAUACCCCCUCCCAACUCAACCUCUGAUGAGUCAAUUAAUACCCCCUCCUAACUCAACCUCUGACGAGUCAAUAAAUACCCCUCCUAACUCAACCUCUGAUGAGUCAAUUAAUACCCCUCCUAACUUAACCUCUGAUGAGUCAAUUUAUACCCCUCCUAACUCAACCUCAGAUGAAUUAAUUAAUACCCCCUAACUCAACUCAGACUCUGAGUCAAUUAAUACCUCCUAACUCAACCUCUGAUGAGUCAAUUAAUACCUCCUAACUCAACCUCUGAUGAGUCAAUUAAUACCCCCUCCUAACUCAACCUCUGACUCAAUUAAUACCCCCUCCUAACUCAAACUUUGAUGAAUCAAAGUCCCCUCCCAACUCAAACUCCAGUGAGCCAAAAACCCUCCAAACUUCAAAGUGACAGUAUUAAAUUUUUUCCACUGUCACAAAUGCAAUCUCUGAAAUUGGGAAACAAUUUUAUUUCAACAAAGUGUGAUUAAUCGUAAAUUUCCUGAAUGUCAAAAAAGGGGAACAUUUAUGUGAUGGAUGUAUAUGUACUAGAGAUAUAAUAAAAAAAAAAUGCCAUAAACUUGUCAUCAGGUAUCAAAUGGCUUAUCUUUGGCCAUUUGUAAGGGUGUGACUUGUAUCAAAUGAUUAGUGUGUCAUUGUAACAUGUUUUGGUUUUUAUUUAUAAUCAUCCAUAUACUCAUUGCUAAAUACAAAUAUUACCUCAUAGAUUCAGAGGAAUGUAAAAUUGUGCCAAAUCAUAGUAGUCAUUUCAUGAAGCAGCUAGGUCAUAAGACAUACAGCUAAAUGUAUACUAUAUUAUAAUACAGACUGAAGCCUCCAGUUUAUGUUGAUCUCCAACUGGAGAUGUUUGAAAAAUAAAAUGAUUAAAUUUUUUAAUUAUCUCAAAAAAUUACAGUUUGUCAAAAUUAUAGUUCUACAUUUUUUCUGAUUUUGACAGUGACCCCCUGACAGAUGUGUGAGCUGACUUGCUUUAAGUUAUUAACACUUUCGUUUUAACACCAGAAUAAAUAAAUAAAUGUAUAAUAAGUAGAAAAUGUACCAUUGUUAUCACUCGGAUUGCUCCGCUUACCUGUAUUUAAUACUUUGAUAAUAUAAGUCGUCUUGGUCUACAACCAUCAAGGUUUUGUCAUUAGCUAAUAUAACCAAGAUGUUUAUCAUGUUGAACACAAUCUAUCUACAAUGUAGAUGUAGGUCUUUGACACUGACUCAAUGUUUAGGGUUUGAACAAGAUCUUCCAGAUAUGUAACUAACAAGUCAUUCAUGUGAGAAAUAUCUUCUGGUUGUAUAAAGAGAUGACUCUAGUUUGUAUGUACUUAUUUUAUCAUGCAUUAAGCUUCUGUGAAGUUUUAAGUUAUAUAUUUCAAUUUUUGUAAUAAUUAAUAAAACAGUGCUGCCGACACAG
Molecule: messenger RNA, 3725 nt
Organism: Pecten maximus
Lineage: Eukaryota; Metazoa; Mollusca; Bivalvia; Pectinida; Pectinidae
Exons: 2
Coding region: 363-1352 (329 amino acids)
Source: RefSeq, a predicted model, not a curated record